AUGAACGGUUUUAUUUCUGGAAGUUUUUGGCAGCAACAUCAGUCGCUUUAUUCUGACACAAAGAAUACCUAUCAUGCGGAGGUAUUGACCUGUCGCCAACGGAAAGAAAGGCGCCUUCCUAAAGCGGCGUCGAGGGGGCUCGGUCGCACACCCGCGCGACACCUCGGGCGUGCAGCUCGAAACAGUGCUGGGCCGUUUACUCGUUCUACGACGUUGUACCGAAGAGAAUGCUUCGGUUUGGCAAUGUCUGGAACCGUGGAUGCGAUCUGCAGUGACACCCUAACAGGGCGCGGGGCCUAUCGCCAGGAGCCGCGGUUCACUGCCUUGGAGACGAAUGCUUCGAUUCUCGAGGUCGGUACAGCGCGAAUUUUUAUCGACCCGCACUUGGUUGGCCCGCUGGUGUUUUUUGACCCCCGUUUCUUUGCCCAGUACAAAACCAAGCUGCAUAUAUCUGAUACUCGACAAGUAUCGGAGAUGCGAAAGCGCAUCCGAGAGCAGUUCGGCCCGAUAUCGCUGGUGGUGCUCAGCCAGGCGCUCGCGGAUCACGCGCAUGAACCAAGCCUACGGUAUCUGGAUCGCGAGCUUCCUGUUGUGGCUCCAAAUAGUGCGCGACCUUUGCUCACGAAACUAGGCUUCGAGAAUGUUCAGUACCUGCGGCCCGGAAACAGUUUUCGAAUGGACUGCGGCAGCGAGCGGUCCCCGAGCGACGAGUACGUCGACAUACAAGCGGUGAAGGGCUCGGUUGUUGGACCUCCGUGGCAAGAGCCGGAGAACGGCUAUAUUUUCCGGUUGUAUCGAGUGCUGGCGCCCAAUGAAGCGCAUGUUUGUGUCUUUCGCAUGUUUUACGAGCCGCACGGGAAUUUCGAUGCGUCGGCAUUGCGCACAGCGUUGGCGAGUACGCAGGACCCCGACGGUCGCCUCGUCGACGUGGUGCUAACCCCGCCCAUACGUGUUCUGUUUGCCGGAGUUUACGAGCUGCUCCGAGGGGCCCCCAGUGCCGUCGAGUUGGUGCAGCUUCUCCGACCACAAAUGGUGAUUCCAAUACGGAACUGGGAAGGUCACCAGUCUGGUUUGCUCUCGGGGCUCCUGCGCGGCACCGGAAGCCUUCAAGAAUUUCGAGAAAGCGUCGCGCAGAUAGCAAGACGCUUGCAGUUGGACACGCAGCUGGUUCGCAUUGGCGAGCCUGGGGAAGCGUUCACCUUACCCUUGCGCCCGCUUUCUUCGUAA
Messenger RNA from Cyanidioschyzon merolae strain 10D, 1227 nucleotides. RefSeq lists its product as hypothetical. Bases 1 to 1227 code for a protein of 408 amino acids. Lineage: Eukaryota; Rhodophyta; Bangiophyceae; Cyanidiales; Cyanidiaceae. The transcript has a single exon. The record is from RefSeq and is a predicted model, not a curated record.